Messenger RNA from Fimicolochytrium jonesii, 3444 nucleotides. RefSeq lists its product as uncharacterized. Gene Ontology annotation, molecular function: phosphatidylinositol binding. The transcript is spliced from 2 exons. NCBI's taxonomy places the organism in Eukaryota, Fungi, Chytridiomycota, Chytridiomycetes, Spizellomycetales, Powellomycetaceae. The coding region runs from base 235 to 3204 and encodes 989 amino acids. The record is from RefSeq and is a predicted model, not a curated record.
GGCGCGAACAUAUGCGUCCCGUUUUUCUGCCUCGACGGGCACGCAAAAAGGACACAUUGAUACUAAACUCGGCAGGUCUCACGCCCACGCAGAGGCCGCGCACAGCAGGCUUCUGCUUGCUUAUCCGCCCGAGAACAACCGUAUUCAGAAAGAAGAGAGAGUGGACCUCGCAAAUACACCAGAAGCUCCAGUCCCGUUCCAAAGCAAGUACCGGCAGUAUUCCACGACAAGGGAAUGUUGACCGGAAAUGAGACUGUCCUCUCCACUGAGACUUUCUCCACUCACACCGAGGAAGCGGCGACUCUGAGGAACGCCAAGCUCCAACGCUCGUCCAAGGACGCUAGCGUCGCUCAAUCAUGUAUCUCGCCUGAUGGCCCUCCUUCAGAGGGUUCGGCGAGGAUUGCCAUGUCAAACUACGAAGGCGCAGACGACAGAGGAGCAUCAUCCGGACACAUGAAUCCAGAAGAUACCUAUGAAACCGCGAAACCUAUGGCCAUCAUGUCGGUAGACGGGCGAUCGAAGCGAGCAUCUUAUCAUGAUUCCCCUACUGCCUCUUCGAUGGCGUCAAACAACACAAUCACGCUAGCGGAUGCGCGCGCCAGGGUCAACUCUAGUCUCCAUUCCGCAGAGUCAGCCUUCGACCCAGACCUGACACCAACGAUUGAAAGAAUUUCCUUUGGAUUCCCGUCGAGCUCAACUUUUAACAAACUCAUCAUCCCUGAGAGAAGCCCGGAAGUGGCAAGGACAGGCUAUGCGGUUGAUAGGCUCGGAGAUGAGGACGAUAUGGAAGAAAGCGGGGAGAUGGGGAAUUCGGAGGACCCAGACUCAAGACCGGAAGUACACUCGGCUUCCCCGCCGAUUUCGUCGGUGUCGCCUGUCAUUGUUACAGGUAUCCAUCCUAUGCGUCGCGAUAGUGCUUUCUCGGCGUUGACCGACGAAGGACAGGAGAGCGACGCCUCACCACGAAGCGCUCGAUUUCUUUCCGAUCUAUGGGAUUCCCAAGCUCGCUAUUACAGCACAGCUUCGUCAUCUUCGCGACCAGCAAACGAUCGGCGCCAUAAAAGAGGUGCAGCGUCGUUGUCUUUGCCUUUAUCACCAGCUAGCUUUGGUAGAGAGGGGACCCAGAACAAUUCGGCCGGCCCGUCGAGAAGAAGCCACGACAUGCUCACACGCAGAUCGGCAGAUAUCAAUAGCAUCAUCGGGAACAAGUCCAGGGGGAGACCAGAAGAUUCCUUGAGACCCAGCGCAGGCGCUGGUAGCACGCAGGAAGGGGGCUUCUUUGGGCUGUUCACGGGUUGGCUCGCUCGAGGCCACGCGAAGAUCAAUACAGUCUCCGAGGAAAGUCACGAACAUAAGGGAAGCUGGGCAUCGAAGGAACGCGUCCGACCGCGAUCCACCAGCAAUCGCGCGUCGUACGGUGCAGCAGAGGCGAAUGGUCAUUCGUCUGGUUGGCUAGACGAAGUUCCUCAUACCAGCUCGAAUGGAGCCUAUUCCACGUUUUCGCACUCACAGCCCCCAUUCAGUGUUGCUGCUUCCAGUGCAGACGCACGAAGCCUAGUGAGCGAGAGAUCCUCCCUUCAUAGAGGCACCCGACGUCGUCGUGCCCAUGAACGAUCCAUGCUUCGGCGAGGCAACCUUGGGCGGAGAGGGCGUGGUGGGACAAGGACGCGCGUUUCUGGUAUGGCAGACGAUAGCAUCUACCCCGAUUCUUGGGGAUACAAGAAGCGAAAAGAUUGGAAUUACGGCAUUGUGGGCAACGAGAGCGCCUUCGAAACCGAGUCCGAGCGUGGCACCGUAGAUGAGUCCGACGCCGAUCUUGAGAGCACUGCUGGAACUCUAGCGUCGGCACGACUUCGGAGGGAUUUCCAUUCCGAUUACGAUACCGAACAUUCUCUUCAUGGGGAUGACGGGGAUGGGGAUGAAGAGGACGAGCGUUCAUCUAUACCCGAUGAUACGGAGUCCUAUCGUUCAGGGGACUUUUCGCCUCGAGAUGACGAAUCAGCGACAGGACACGAGACGGAGGACGAGGAAGAAGCGUUCCACAACCACGCCAAUCGAUGGUGGACACCGGGUCACUCUUCUUCGCAAAUCUUCGCAUCCCUCGACACUUCAUACCUGGCUAGCGCCUCGUCAGUGAUCUUGCCGCCCGCUUUACCUCACUUCAACCCUCCCUCUUCGCUGUCGGCGUCAUGCCCCACAUCCCCAGCGUCUGCAGAACUGCUCAACUCUCUACCUCCGUUGCCUUCCGCGCCAGUUUCAGGAGCCGGUAAAGACCGGCAGUCUGAGGAUACCGGCCCCGGAGACGACCGUUUUUCUUCCAAUCCCUCCGCUAUACAGAACGGCUCGACUCCCCGAUUCACACAGUCCACACGGCCACCGCUAUCGCCACUUCGUAGGCGCACAUCCCUUGAAGAUUCGUACCAAGGAGAGCCCGACGCGUUCCCGAACCUCCGGCAGCACCGUUCCUUGACUUUCCCUCCACCAUCUUCGCCGACAGAAUCGUCGGAAGAUGUUGCCGGGGAGAGAACUCCUACUCGUGCGAUACGGCAGCGGUUUUCCACCUCUGGAGAACACUUGAGAUCCCAGGAGUCCGCUUCCUCCAUGGCUUGGCGCGCUACAUGGCCUCGAAUCACAGUCACGGACCCACUUCGUGUUCGCGCCGUUGCAUCGUCUGGCUCGGGGCCCGUCAGCCUUCAGACGACCACUUUACGACCGACGAAUUCGACAUCACCGUUCCCAGUACCGCGCUUCCAGUCGUUUUCAUUGACGUCAACGCCUCCUUCUCACCGUCCUUACACGACUUACAAAGUGACGCUGCACACGUAUCCCGUGCCGACGGUCGUGAGGAAACGGUACACAGACUUCCGUGCUUUGUACAACGAGGCUAGGAGGUGGCAUGAGGGUGCGAAAGCGGCGAGCUUGACCAGUAAUAUAUCGGACGAAGCCCGGCCAGUACCGCCCAGACGCGCCGUUUCAUUGACAAGCAUGCAGCCCGCUAAACAUCGGGCGACUGCAUUAAACACACGAGCACGAGUUCAACCGGAAGUUGCGGAGCUGCUACCGCCUUUCCCACCGAAAACGUUUUUCCAGCGCUUCAGUGCUUCGGUCAUCAAGGAACGGGCUGCGGCGUUUGAGAAGAUCUUGACGCAUCCUGAUUUCGUGCCGCCGCAUCUUCUGAGAGACUUUAUGGGGCUGAGUUCUUGAGCCGUCGCCCAGAGUCGCGGCUUUCAUAAACCCUUGGACUCGUCUCCACCCUAUUCUUAUUUGCGUGGGUUGACAACGUUCCUUACGUAGCUUCACUUCCAAUAGGCUUUUCAUCCGUUUCCUUGUCACUGCCUCUGGAUACGUGUCCUUGGUAGAUGUAGUACUGCUGUUGACAUCUUGUACUUUUGCUUAUUUUUUGGCGUCGUUCUAGAAUAUAUAUACGUGUGUUUUUCCGUCUGU